Messenger RNA from Eutrema salsugineum, 888 nucleotides. RefSeq lists its product as uncharacterized. Gene Ontology annotation, molecular function: acyltransferase activity, transferring groups other than amino-acyl groups. The transcript has a single exon. Lineage: Eukaryota; Viridiplantae; Streptophyta; Magnoliopsida; Brassicales; Brassicaceae. The record is from RefSeq and is a predicted model, not a curated record. Bases 99 to 668 code for a protein of 189 amino acids.
UAUGUAGAACCAAAUAUCAUAACCCAUAAAAUAUUAUUUCUAAAAAGAAGCCUCAGAUAAACCUAGAAAACUCAAAAGAAUCAUCAUCAUCAUCAGAGAUGGAUAUCGACUCAUGCAACAUCAAACCAACGGACAAGUCCCAAACCGCCGUAAGUUCCUCACCGCCGGUUAAAAUCCAUCUCCGGCCAAUGACUCUCUCCGACAUCGACGACUUCAUGGUGUGGGCAACUGACACAAACGUCACACGCUUUUGCACGUGGGAGCCUUACACGAGCCGAGAAGCCGGGAUGGCUUUCAUUAACGACGUCGUUUUGCCACACCCUUGGCUCCGAGCUAUCUGCUUAGACAACGACCGUCCCAUAGGCUCUAUCUCCGUCACGCCCGUCGACAAGAUCAGAGGAGAGAUCGGUUACGUCAUCGGAAGUAAGUAUUGGGGGAAAGGAAUCGCGACGGAGGCGGUUAGGCUUGUGGCGGCGGAGAUAUUCAAGGAAAAGCCGGAGAUGGAGAGGCUUGAGGCACUUGUCGACGUGGAUAACGUCGGAUCUCAAAAGGUUCUUGAAAAAGUUGGGUUUGUGAGAGAAGGCGUUAUGAGGAAAUUUAUGUAUCUUAAAGGAAAUGUUAGAGAUAUGGUCAUGUUUAGUUUCUUGCCUUCUGAUUCUUUGCACUGAUCUUGAUUUAUAUCUAUAGGUAAAACACAUUAUAGUUUUUCAGAGUAAUUAAUUUGUCUGCUAUAUAUCUGUAUUUUGCUCAGUUUGUGAAUCACAUGUAUAAUUUGAUGUGAUGCUCUAUGAAUUUCUCUUCUUCUUAUGUUGUUGUAACUUUUAUACAUUUACCAUAUAUAUUAUACCAUAAUUAUUUUAAUAAUUGGAGAGUACAGGCCUUUGUAUC